AUGAGAGCAGCUGCCCUUGGUCAUCAAUAUUUGACCGUUAAAUCACUGAAACAACAUGAAGGCUUUUUUGGAAACCCUCGACGUCGUGAAUCACAGAAUAAUUCACUCGAAACACGACAAUUACAUGCAGCAGCUACGGAGCCCCUUUCGCGUCGAGUGACAACAACGAUCGAUGAACAACAAAGACCAGUCGCAGCAACCUUCGAACGAAGUAUUAGUGAUUCAACGCUUCCCUCGGUCACUUAUAAACCACAAAAAGGUUAUAAACAACUUGACGAAGAGCCAGAACCUUAUUCUUUGAUCUCAAUAUUAAGCAAACGACGUGGAAGUCCUGAUGAAGACGAUAAAUUAAGUGGACGUGUUCGAAAAUUCUAUAAACAGCAAGAUGAAAUUAUCGAUUCAUUUGAAGAGGUUCAUAAACAAUAUUUGGAUCCAUCUGCAUCAUCUGUAAAUGGUACCUUAGAGAAACAAAAACGACGCAUGGAUUUACUUAUUAAGGCGACAUUGGUUGUUAAUUGUACGUUAUUAGUUGCCAAAAUUGUAGCUGCCGUUUUUUCCAAAUCUCUGUCGAUCAUUUCGUCGGUAGUCGAUUCGGCUGUAGAUUCAGCGUCAGCGUGUCUACUGUUUUGGGCAGUGCGCGCAAUCAAAAAACGAGAUCCAUACACGUAUCCUGGAGGUCGUACUCGAUUAGAACCUAUAAUUAUCGUCAUACUAUCAGUGAUAAUGGUAUCGGCAUCUGUUCAAGUUAUCUAUGAAUCAGUCGAAUCAUUGAUGAGCGAUGUAAACGAAUUUCAUAGUAAUUCAACUAAUUUGCGUAAAAUCGAUAUGGGCCCAUUACCUAUUACUGUCAUGUGUGUAACUAUUGUUUGCAAAGCUAUUCUAUCAUUUCUUUGCUUCCAAGUAUCUAAUCCAACAAUGAGAGCAGUUGGUCAAGAUCAUCUCAACGAUGUCUUCUCAAAUAUUAUUGCACUUGCUUGUGGUAUCGUUGCUUCCAAAGCGCUUGAUGGUACGAUAAAAGCGAAAGAAGCAGUGGUAGUCGAUCCAAUUGGUGCUCUACUCAUAUCACUUUAUAUUAUAUUCUGUUGGCUUAAACAACUUCGCGAACAAGUUAGAAAUUUGACAGGUUAUGCUGCCGAGCCUGAAUUUCUACAGAAAAUCACAUGGAUAACAUUAAACCAUUCGCCAUUAAUCCAAAAGAUUGAUACAGUGCGAGCAUUUCAUUUUGGCAUAUCAUUUCUAGUUGAAGUCGAACUUAUUCUACCGGAAUCUAUGUCAUUGAAGGAGGCACAUGACAUUGGAGAUUCUUUAAAAUGCAAAUUGGAAAACCUACCUGAAGUUGAACUGGCUUACGUACGUUUGGAUUAUGUCGUGGAGCCGUUAACUUAUUAA
Adineta ricciae is the source of this 1389-nucleotide messenger RNA. Lineage: Eukaryota; Metazoa; Rotifera; Eurotatoria; Adinetida; Adinetidae. The record is from the annotation of a GenBank genome assembly.